This is a messenger RNA of Synchytrium microbalum, 1044 nucleotides long. RefSeq lists its product as uncharacterized. Bases 1 to 1044 code for a protein of 347 amino acids. Gene Ontology annotation, cellular component: nucleus. Gene Ontology annotation, biological process: rRNA processing. Gene Ontology annotation, molecular function: 3'-5' exonuclease activity; nucleic acid binding. Lineage: Eukaryota; Fungi; Chytridiomycota; Chytridiomycetes; Synchytriales; Synchytriaceae. The transcript has 6 exons. The record is from RefSeq and is a predicted model, not a curated record.
AUGUCUACACUGCCUCCAACAGAGUUGCAAAAAACUGGGAGCAAACGAAAACGAGCUCCUAAAGAACAAGACAAGGAGCUUCAUACUGAAUUCAAGCCUGCCAAAGCUCCAAGAAUCGAUUCUGCCAAUCAUCAAAAGUUAGAAAAGAAGAGCGGCACCGCAUCGAAAUCAUCAGCCGCAUCUGUCGCAUCCACCGUCACCCUACCAACUCCACCACAAACCGUCAAAGUCGUCGAUUUCUGGUUUGACGAUAUACCAGAAGAAGACUUGAAGCUAGCGUAUGGGAGUAGCGUAUCCCUCGAGCUCGUCAAAUCAGGCUCUCAAGUCAUUGUCAAAAUGAAUGGAUCUAAACAGGCUGAUGACGAUACCAAGGACGUAAAGAGUCAAAACGUUGAUGAGGAUGCAGAUGCCACGGGACUCAAAUCCAAAAAGAAGCCUAAAAAGGAGCUACCACCUCCUAUAGUGUAUAUAUCAAAAGAUCUCGUGUUGCAAAAGGAGGUUGCUCCAGUCCCAGCGUCGCGUCAAAAAGUUGGAAAAUACAUAGCAAUGGAUUGUGAAAUGGUUGGAAUUGGACCAGCUGGUCUCGUAUCAGCCUUGGCUCGUGUCAGCAUAAUCAAUUUCCAUGGUCAUGUUGUUUUGGAUACUUUUGUCAAACCUAUUGAGCAAGUUACGGAUUUUCGAACUCAUGUUAGUGGUGUUACACCUGCUCUCUUGCAUCAAGGCAUAACGUUCAAGGAAGCUCAAGACUUAGUGGCUUCCAUUCUGAAAGAUCGAACUGUAGUAGGGCACGCAAUCAAGAACGAUUUCCAGGCAUUAUUACUAGACCACCCCCGGAAACUCAUUCGGGAUACUCAGCUAUACAAACCAUUCCAACGAGCAGUGGAUAGCAAGAAACCUGCUCUGAAAAGACUAGCAGCUCAGAUAUUGAAUAUUAGCAUUCAGGAAGGCUCUCAUUCAUCAGUAGAAGAUGCACGAGUGGCCAUGCUCUUGUAUCAAAUGCAUCGUGUCGAGUGGGAACGUCGUCUCGCUACGAGAUUCAUGUGA